Messenger RNA from Procambarus clarkii (red swamp crayfish), 1090 nucleotides. RefSeq names its product collectin-12. Gene Ontology annotation, molecular function: extracellular matrix structural constituent conferring tensile strength. The record is from RefSeq and is a predicted model, not a curated record. NCBI's taxonomy places the organism in Eukaryota, Metazoa, Arthropoda, Malacostraca, Decapoda, Cambaridae. Gene Ontology annotation, biological process: extracellular matrix organization.
AGAUAACAAGUAGUGUGUUGUGAACAACUGGCGGGAGAGGUUCGUCUAUGCUGGUACUGACUAUAUUUGGCGUUCCUGCUUUGGUUAACGUUCCAGUUGCGGUUGAAAUUGCAUUUUAUGGGUUGGUGCCCCAGAAUUUGCUCUGUGGGUAUUGGUAGGGAUCGCGUUCUUCAGAUGAGUCUCCACACCCAGCUCCUGACUGCUGUGCUGAUAGUUCUCUUCGUCACCCACGCCACACAAGGGUUCUGGUUCCAGAAUCACCACUACCCGGUAUGCGUUCCUGGGCCACCCGGGCCACCCGGGCCACCCGGGCCGCCUGGGCUACCUGGCCAACUGGGUCUCUCAGGUCUACCAGGAAAACCAGGACCAGCCGGCCCUCGAGGUCUCGUUGGACCUAAAGGAGCUCCGGGUCGAUCCGGACCAAUUGGUCUAAAAGGCGACCCUGGCAAAGAGGGUCCCAAGGGCAGUGCAGGUCGCAAUGGGUUGCCAGGGAGAGAAGGCAGAAUAGGCCCUCGUGGUCCUGAAGGUCCCCAGGGUCCCGAAGGCCUUCCAGGUCUCCGAGGACCUCAAGGUUCCCAAGGGCUUCCAGGUCCCCAAGGCCCUCCAGGUCUCCGAGGGCCUCAAGGUUCCCAAGGGCUUCCAGGUCCUCAAGGCCCUCCAGGUCCACCUGGCGUCUCCGGCUUUACAAUCCCGCCUGAUCCCACUAUACAGUAAACAUCUGUUAACCUGGCAAACACACAACUUAACCACAACGUUAUUUGAACUAUCACAACUUUUCUAUAACUUUAUAAUCUUUUACAAAAUUUGUGGUUAGGUUGUGUUUCCUGGGUUGGUGUUCUAGGUUCAUAAGAACGUGUAAGUCUAGGAACUUUUAGAUAUUAAUUGAACUUAAAUACAUCAUUUUGUAUCUACAUUUUCCACUUCAUUAACUAAAUAUAUGAGAUACUGAUUAAUUGAAAAAUGGUGCUUUUAUUGUAUAUCAAAUUAUUUGAGGGAGGUUAAUUUUGCAUUUCGGACUGGCGGAUUGUGUAGCACUAAUAUACAAACAUUAUUACCAUUACAAGUAAAAUAAAAAAAUAAAAAAAUAAAA